Molecule: messenger RNA, 984 nt
Organism: Scomber japonicus (chub mackerel)
Lineage: Eukaryota; Metazoa; Chordata; Actinopteri; Scombriformes; Scombridae
Gene: exosc6
Product: exosome component 6
Exons: 2
Coding region: 51-875 (274 amino acids)
Biological process (GO): nuclear mRNA surveillance; U4 snRNA 3'-end processing; rRNA catabolic process
Cellular component (GO): nuclear exosome (RNase complex); nucleolus; cytoplasmic exosome (RNase complex)
Source: RefSeq, a predicted model, not a curated record
UGCAUGCUGUUUUUCUGCUACUCAUUCAAUUCGUUUAGUUUGUCUUCACCAUGCCGACUGAUACCAAGCGAGUACGCGGCCCAGAGGUGUCUCAAAGCCCGCUUCUUUUUGUGAGCAAGCCGGCGACCGCCCCCCUCUCUCACGGCCCCAGAACGGACGGUCGGCCGCGGGAUCAGGUGGACGUCCGGCCUGUUUUCGUCCGGUGCGGGCUGGUGAGCCAGGCCAAAGGCUCCGCGUACAUAGAGGCUGGAAACACCAAGCUGAUGAGCUGCGUGUACGGCCCCAGAGAAACAGAGCGGAAAGAUGAGACCGAUAUGAAAUGUGGAAGGUUGACCACCGACAUGCGUUUUGCUCCAUUCUCCUGCCCAGAGAGGGGCUCCUGGAUUCAGGGCAGUCAGGACAAGGACCUCUCCCUGAUGCUUCAUGAGAGUCUGCAGCCAGCUGUGUGCCUCCACAAAUACCCCCGUUCUCAGAUCGAGGUCAACGUCAUGGUUCUGGAAAACAGCGGUUCGGUUCUGGCCCACGCCGUCACAUGCGCCUCUCUCGCUCUCGCAGAUGCCGGGAUUGAAAUGUACGACCUGGUGCUCGGUUGUGCCAUGCGCCAGGACGGCUCUUCGUAUGUGGUCGACCCUACUUACAUGGAAGAGAACAGCUGCAGCUCAGCUAUCAGCGAGAACCAGGGCGGUCUGACAGUGGCGUUCCUACCUAGCCUGAACCAGAUUUCUGGGCUGCAGUCGGAUGGAGAAAUGACUGAAGAGACUCUUACAGCUGGGGUUCGGACCUGCAUUGAGGGAUGCUAUAAAAUAUACCCAGUCGUCCAACAAGCCCUGGCCAAGGCUGUGCGCAGGGCUGCUCCCCCACCAUCAGAGAGCUGAGAGACUCAUUAAACAAUAACUGUUAAGUUCAUAGUUUCCAGUCCUCACUUUGAUAACGUCAUCUAUUUUUCUAUGUUCGCUAUUAAAAUCUUUAAAUUAAAAUUGAUAA